Molecule: messenger RNA, 1896 nt
Organism: Amphibalanus amphitrite
Lineage: Eukaryota; Metazoa; Arthropoda; Thecostraca; Balanomorpha; Balanidae
Exons: 5
Coding region: 405-914 (169 amino acids)
Cellular component (GO): membrane
Source: RefSeq, a predicted model, not a curated record
GCUUGGACGCUCCAUGCACGGUACGAUCCCUGACAGAGGUCACGCUGUGGUGGCCGAUCUCUAGCACCCCUUCGAGGGGUGGCGAUGGCAGGUGGCGUGACCCAGACGCGUCUGGAGUGUCGGUGACUCACUGACCUCGGCCCUGUGCCGUCGGUGACAGGGGGUUCGUCCAGCCGCGGUCGACCUGGCAGCCGCGGCCGCCGCGGCACCGCUGUCAGAGACCGUACAGGGGCGGUGGCCGCGGCGCCGGGCCUAGUCAGAGCGCGCGCAGGCGUGGAGGAGGGGUGUAGUCAUAACGCGCGUCCUGGAACGGUCGAUCGGCACGCCCCCAUCGCCGUAGAAUACGUCAGUGCGUCCUCGGGCGAGGUUUCUUCUCCAGCUGGUGACCUGCGUGGCUGGCCGACAUGUCACACUCGAUUACUGUGCAGAGGACGGUGACGACCACGCACCAUGAGGGCACCGCCUUUGUGGUCAACACGGGCGUCCUCACCACCGGCCCGGGAAUCCUCAAACUGCUACAGCUGGCCUGUGGCAUCAUCACUGUCGGCAUCAUGGGCCACCACAUGGCCAACUUCGUCAACAGCUACGAAUUCCGUGCUGAUAUGUUCUUCCUGCUGAUGGCAGUAUUUGCACUCAUCACCACCUUCUGCGUUGUGCUCUCCAUGUUCUUGAGCAUCGGUACAGCUUCCAUUCUACCCAGGACGUUCUUUGAGGUUGUCUACCAUUUCAUCGCAUUCCUGCUGCUCUGCGCCGCCUCUAUCACCUUGAUCGUGAAGCUGACGGACCACUCCGUCUAUCGCUACCGGGACAGGAACUACGAGCCCAAACUAGCUGCCGCGUCGAUCGGGCUGAUCAACUCUCUCCUCUAUUUGUGCACCUUCGUCAUGGCCCUGCGCUCCUGGCGGCUUCACUAAGCAUUGCCACCUGCCGGCGCUAGUCGGAACUACUGUCUGAGGUCCAUCACAGAGGGCGCAGCGGUCGCCAGAGAAGACCAGGCUCUCACGCUCGCUAGAAGUUCGGUUUGUUUGAGCUCGCGAGUAUGCGCCGAUGGACAUGCAUUUUUCAGUGUCGUCUCGUGUGUAUUCCGCUGGAGGACCUAACAGUGUCUUACAGCGAUAACUUAAAUGUGCUGUGCAGAUGACCUGCGAGCGCCCGAGCUGCGCACAAAUUCUGCAACUGGAACCGAAGCUUAUCUACUUAAUGCGCCUAGUUACAGUGUGCACUGUGCCUACUGAGCGAGUUAAAUCGCCUGACCGCUGUCCUGUCUACCGGGCUAAGGCCACAAGAGUGCUUGUACCGGUCGUCAUUUGCGCAUAACUGGUCAUGCUUACGUAACGUACAAUGCUCGGAAGAUCUAAAUCUAAUUUCUUCUCGAAUACCUCUUUCGUGCCUUGCAAUGACCAAAAUCCAUCCGUAAAGCCUAAGUGUCCAGCGCCAUGACUACCGCGUUGUACACUAUCUACUCAAUGUUGUGACCCAGCGUGUAAUGCACGAGGUUGAAAAACGCACCAGUGACCCAGAGAGGGCAGGCUCCUCACCGUUUCGUCUCGUUGCGCUGCUUCGUGCAUUCAGAGGAUGCAAAGUAACGGUUUAAGACCGAAGGGCUCUUGAAUUGGGGCUUUAGCCAAGCUUCAGCGUUCUGCCAGCAAUUGAUUCUCAUAUGCUAGCCUCGUGUGGUUUUGCGUGAUGUGCUCCUGCGCUGCUGAUCGAUUUACGCCAGUCGUCUGACUGGCAUGACGCUGUGUGACUAGAUGGUUCGCUAGUGAAUAGUGCGCAGCGUAUUGUGUACUAGAGCGCAGCGUAGUGUGUAGUGUUCCGCUGAGCUCGAUCGUCGCUGUAACCGCCACCACGCCAUACUGACAAAUACACAGAGGAAGCUGCCGUGAUGCUUGGCCA